AUGGAACUCUGCAAGACACUCUAUCUAAACGAUCUGCCUAUCAAUGUGACAGAGGCCGAGCGAUUAGAUCCAGGGCGCACGGUGUUUCGGCUGACACUCUCCUCUCCAUUAUACUACAAUCUUCUAUCAACAUCGACAGUUAUAGUUAAGCAGCAGAGGAUCGGAUGGGAGGACGAGUUCCAACAAGAGAUACAAGCAUACAAAAAGUUGGAAAACCUCCAAGGAACGAUUAUUCCAAUCUUUUUUGGUCAAGGCUCCUUCAAUGGCCUUGAUGCGCUUGUGAUUUCGGAGGUUGAGGGGAUCACCCCACAUAAUCUCGCUCGAGGAAACUUCGGCGUCCAGCAGGAAGCGCUAAAGAUACACCUUGAGAAAGCGCUAGGCGCUUUCGAUGAGCACAAAGCAAUAUACUGGGACGCAAAACCAGAUAAUUUCCUUUUUUGUGCUGAUGCCAUUCCCGAACAAAGCAAAGUUAUGGUUGUAGACCUUGAGCAAGUCGAGUUUCCCCGCCCUCUUCAGCCCUGGCAUCAUAAUAUCAACUCGGGUAGCGUGCGUAAUCUGAUAAGCAAAUUUAAAGAUGGGCAAAAACCAAACCGUCCACUUUCGCCCGCAAGUGCUUGUUAUCAGCCAGGUGCGAAGGGCGAAGAGGGCAGAUCGGAAACGAUUGCGCUACAGAGGCCUGUGGGACGGAUAAAAGAUGAACCUCCAAAGAGCUGGUUUCUAUGUUAA
Messenger RNA from Penicillium vulpinum, 726 nucleotides. RefSeq lists its product as uncharacterized. The transcript has 2 exons. The record is from RefSeq and is a predicted model, not a curated record. Bases 1 to 726 code for a protein of 241 amino acids. Lineage: Eukaryota; Fungi; Ascomycota; Eurotiomycetes; Eurotiales; Aspergillaceae.